Molecule: messenger RNA, 1365 nt
Organism: Microcebus murinus (gray mouse lemur)
Lineage: Eukaryota; Metazoa; Chordata; Mammalia; Primates; Cheirogaleidae
Gene: AKR7A2
Product: aldo-keto reductase family 7 member A2
Source: RefSeq, a predicted model, not a curated record
GCAUGCGCCGGCGUCAUGCUCAGAGCGGUGUCUCGCGCCGUCGGCCGCGCCGCCGUUCGCUGCGCGCGCCGCUGUCCGCCGCCGGAGGCUCGCUCGCUCGCCAUGGCACGGCCGCCGCCGUCGCGGACCGCCUCAGGCGCCCCGGUCCGGCCCGGCACGGUGCUGGGCACCAUGGAGAUGGGGCGCCGCAUGGACGCGCCGGCCAGCGCCGCGGCCGUGCGCGCCUUCCUGGAGCGCGGCCACACCGAGCUGGACACGGCCUUCAUGUACUGCGACGGCCAGUCCGAGAGCAUCCUGGGCGGCCUGGGGCUCGGGCUGGGCGGCGGCGACUGCACAGUGAAAAUUGCUACCAAGGCCAACCCUUGGGAUGGAAAGUCACUGAAGCCUGACAGUGUCCGGUCCCAGCUGGAGACAUCACUGAAGAGGCUGCAGUGCUCCCAGGUGGACCUCUUCUACCUGCAUGCCCCUGACCACGACACCCCGGUGGAAGAGACGCUGCGCGCCUGCCACCAGCUGCACCAGGAGGGCAAGUUUGUGGAACUCGGCCUCUCCAAUUAUGCCGCCUGGGAGGUGGCUGAGAUCUGCACCCUCUGCAAGAGCAACGGCUGGAUCCUGCCGACUGUGUACCAGGGCAUGUACAACGCCACCACCCGGCAGGUAGAAACGGAGCUCUUCCCCUGCCUCAGACACUUUGGAUUGAGGUUCUACGCCUACAACCCUUUGGCUGGGGGCCUGCUGACCGGCAAGUACAAGUAUGAGGACAAGGACGGGAAACAACCCGUGGGCCGCUUCUUUGGGAAUAACUGGGCUGAGACCUACAGGAAUCGCUUCUGGAAGGUGCACCACUUUCAGGCCAUUGCCCUGGUGGAGAAGGCCCUGCAGGCCGCUUAUGGCGCUAGCGUCCCCAGCAUGACCUCGGCAGCCCUGCGGUGGAUGUACCACCACUCCCAGCUGCAGGGUGCCUGUGGGGACGCGGUCAUCCUGGGCAUGUCCAGCGUGGAGCAGCUGGAGCAGAACUUGGCAGCGACUGAGGAAGGGCCCCUGGAGCCGGCUGUCGUGGACGCCUUUGACCAAGCCUGGCACCUGGUUGCCCACGAGUGUCCCAACUACUUCCGCUAGGUCCCGUCGUGGCUCAGGCUGCCCAAGGCCUUCUCAUUUUUCUCUCACUCUGGCUAGUCUCUGCCUUAAGCUGAUGUAGCAGGGUCUUUCAUGAUUGGAUCUGUGCAUUGUUUUUCUAGAUUCCUGUCUUGCUCCUUAUUGCCUUCACACCAUGGAAAGGCUGGGGCUGCAUCCUGCCUGGGGCUUUCCUACCUGAAUAAAGUAGGCACUUGACCUGGCUGUCACCCAGGCCUGCAAUGAACCCCA